AUGAGAAGAGUAACAUACUCUGUACUCUCUAACUGUUACUUCCUACUGUUAUACAACGGUUAUACUAUAACCACUUGUCAGCCCUUCAAAAUAAAUGAUUUCCUUUAUGAAAUUUUAAAUUUAAAUAAUAAUUCAAUCAAAAGGCAAAGUGCCGCUCGUUAUUACGAACAAUCUCGAAGUUACUCCGAAUUAGCACGUUGUUAUCUAAUGAUGGAUGACUUUGCUCGAAUGGAAACACUUGGACAGGAAUUGCCUGAAGGCCAUGAAGUAUUAAAUCAAUUGGCUGAAACAUUUACUAGUUAUGGACUUUGUGAACAAGCUGUUGAUUGUUAUUUAAAAUGUAAUCGAAUAAGUGAUGCUUUCGAAACUUGUAUUAAAUUAAAUAAAUGGGAUCGAGCUGCUGAACUUUCUGACCGUUAUCAUCUUGCUAAUGUUGAAAAUUUACUUAAUCAAUAUGCACAUCAAAUUGUGGGAAAUAAAACAAAAAAUUUGGCUAUCGCUCAACUUUAUUCAAAAGCGGCAAAAUAUUUGAAGGCUGCAAAAAUUGUUUAUGAGGUAGCAAAUUCAGAACAUCAAAAACAAGCACCCCCUCUUCGUUUAAAAAAACUUUAUGUAAUGGGGGCUCUUUUAGUUGAAGAAUAUUAUGAACAAAAUCGUCAAAAAAUUGCAAAAAGGAAAGAAGAAAGUGGAGGGUCUUCAUCAUUAGCUUUAGAUGGUCUUUUAGCUAGUGAUCAUAAUUUAAGUAUGGAAGAAGUUAGAAUGAUAGAUACUUCAUGGAGAGGUGCGGAAGCUUAUCAUUUUUUUAUGUUAGCUCACUCACAUUUAUAUAAGAGUGAUUAUGUAUCGGCAGUCAAAACAGCUUUAACCCUUACAAAUUAUGAAGAUUUAUUAGAUCCUAUGGAAGUUUAUUCUUUAUUAGAAGCAAUGCAAAAUAUUUCAAAAGAAGAACAAGAAGUUUAUGCUAGUUUAGCUAUGCAAAUAUUUUUAAAAAAUGAGCCAAAAGAUCAACGUGUUAAUUAUGUAGAAUGCCCCAAUUGUGAUGCUAAAAUUGAGGAUCAUUCAAUUGUUUGCCCCAAUUUAAAAUGUAAUAAUCGCCCUCCUAUUUGUGUGGCUACUGGCCGUCCAAUAUUUGAAACACAAUUUUGGAUAUGCAAAAAAUGCAAACAUCGAGCUUAUCAAAAAGAAAUUAAUUCUUAUAUUAAUUGUCCACUUUGCCAUAAUGAUUUUAAUAAAUAA
Messenger RNA from Meloidogyne enterolobii, 1236 nucleotides. NCBI's taxonomy places the organism in Eukaryota, Metazoa, Nematoda, Chromadorea, Rhabditida, Meloidogynidae. The record is from the annotation of a GenBank genome assembly.